AUGGCGGGAAUCGUCAACGGUCCUCUUUCUCUCUUCCGCAAAUCGGACUCUACAAAGCCUCUUCAUGCUAGAUGGGGCGAUGUGGCCAUCUCGGUUCCUACUGAUGGGUCAUGGAACCAGUAUGACAACCCUCAUCGGCCAGUCACAGAGAGGCAACCAUACGGACCCGGAUAUGUCCCCGACUGCUCUCCCCAAGACCGAAACCCUCGUCCAGUGAGAGAUGAUGACCCAGAGGACGACGCCCACAGUGUUUCAAGCCUGGCAUCAACUGUCUCCCGCCGCAACUCACUGUCACUGGGAGCGUUGCGACCGGGUCGACUCUCUGCGCGUCUAUCCUCACGACCCAAACAUCUGCGAGGGGAAACGGCGUCGGAAAGAGCUGCCCAGCGCGAGGAGCAAAAGAGAGCAGAGUUUGCCUACAGACCGAUUCAACAAGAUUAUACCUCCGAGGUUGUUGAAAAGUCGUCCAGUAACCGAUUCAAGUAUAUCCCAACCAAUGGACGAUAUCUUGAAGGAUCGAGCUCUCGCUCUGGCGCACCGCGCAGUCAGUCAGUAAGCUCAUAUCGGACGUCUUAUUCUCGCCGAGAAUCACUCGCCGAAUCCAUCGAUGAAGGAGAUGAUGGCUACGAGCGCGAGCGCUUCCAAUCUCAAACACCGAUGGCUCGUGGAAGUGCUUACAUAGAGGAUGACCGUCGGAGUCUCCGGUCGAGUCUGGGAGAUAGUUCGGACAGUUCCAGUGGUCGACGAAAUAUUGGACUGCCGCCUCGACGUAAUACGUCGCCGUUUGUGGCGGCUGAUCGGCGACGGGCUUCUUCUGCCAAGCCGAUGACUUUGGCGAUGGUUCCUGAUCCCGAUGAACUCUAUGAGUAA
Messenger RNA from Penicillium antarcticum, 870 nucleotides. RefSeq lists its product as uncharacterized. Lineage: Eukaryota; Fungi; Ascomycota; Eurotiomycetes; Eurotiales; Aspergillaceae. The transcript has a single exon. The record is from RefSeq and is a predicted model, not a curated record. Bases 1 to 870 code for a protein of 289 amino acids.